Molecule: messenger RNA, 1153 nt
Organism: Daucus carota subsp. sativus
Lineage: Eukaryota; Viridiplantae; Streptophyta; Magnoliopsida; Apiales; Apiaceae
Product: probable calcium-binding protein CML11
Exons: 2
Coding region: 342-836 (164 amino acids)
Molecular function (GO): calcium ion binding
Source: RefSeq, a predicted model, not a curated record
UUUACGAAUAAAUUACUAUAGUUAGUUGGCGAAUAGACAAGGAGUUGUAGACUACCACUAGUUGUUCUUCUGUCCAAUUUCUCGAUCCGAAUAGUACGUCAACGUUAAGCUGCUAAUUAGUAGGAUCAUCCUUUGAACCAGGCUUUGGAGAUACAGAGGUGACGGAAAAUCUUUUCCAGAUAUUAUGGGACAAGAAUUUCAAUCGUACCAUGCUGACACGGGAGUCUGGUGCACGUUUUUGUAGUAUUUUUCGAGCCUGCUUCAUUUAGUGGCAUUUUAGAGCCUUACCUUGUGUUGUUUUGCGGGAUUUUCAGUUGAGGGUGUUUUUGAUUUUAUAUAGUAUGGCCAGCGACAAGGAGACAUUGAAAUUGGAUGAUGAUCAGAUUACUGAGCUCCGCGAGAUAUUCAGGUCUUUUGACCGGAAUAAGGAUGGGAGCUUGACUCAACUUGAACUCGGCUCGUUGUUACGAUCACUUGGAUUGAAACCUAGUCCUGAUCAGCUGGAGACGUUGAUACAGAAAGCUGAUACGAAUAAUAAUGGCCUCAUCGAGUUUUCGGAGUUUGUGGGAUUGAUUGCGCCGCAGCUUUUGCCUGAGAAAUCUCCUUACACUGAGGAUCAAUUGAGGCAGUUGUUCAAGAUGUUUGAUCGAGAUGGAAACGGGUUUAUCACGGAGACUGAAUUAGCCAAUUCAAUGGCGAAGCUUGGUCAUCCAUUAACGGCGGAGGAGCUGACGGAGAUGAUCAAAGAAGCUGAUACUGAUGGAGAUGGAAGGAUCAGUUUUCAGGAGUUCUCGCAAGCCAUAACUUCGGCUGCUUUUGACAACUCUUGGAUUUGAAUGUGUUAAGCAUUUUUGUGUUUCAGCCUUUCAGGUAUGUAAUUGUGAUUUUCGGUAAAAUGAAAUCCUAUCUCUACUGAGAUCGUUUGGAUGUAUAGAAUGAUUUUUCCAACCAAAAAAACAGUCUUCUAGUAUUCUAAUUCCGAGUGGGAUAUUACUAGAUACUUUUUGUUUGUUUUUGGAUUGUAGCAAUCUGAACUGAGUCGAGAGAUUGUUCAGAAUCAAGCUUGAUGUGUUCUUGACACUGCAACAUAUUGUUUAUGUAUUGAAUUCUAUUAAUUUCAGUAUUCAAGAAUGUUUGAAGUUUAAAAUUUGAA